AUGAUAAUGUAUAAGCAUAUGGUAAAAUACUUGAAAUACACUUAUGAAGGGUUCAAUUUCGAGGCCAUUACCUGUCCCUCGUGUAAGGAGUUCUUCAGGAGGAAUGCCAUCAGAACUGAUGUAAAAUUUCGAUGCCGUUCGGACGGCAAUUGUAAAAUAGACAUAAAAUCCCGAAAGCGGUGCCGAAAAUGUCGACUAAAAAAGUGUUUUGAAAUGGGAAUGAAAAUGGAUUACAUCAACAUAUCGGCGCGUUUGGAUUAUUGCCUGAAGACUGGCACUGAAAUCGCUAUAAAUACAAAUGACCAUGCUCAUCACAAUCACACUGACAACAUUUUGGUCUCUAUACUAGAUUUUUCAACAAACAGUAUUGAACAACAACCCUGUAAUAACGGUACACUCUGUACACCCGUACCGGUGGUCAACGCAAACCACUCAAAUAAUCAAAGUUACAUAAAUUUUACCGACAUUUCGGACCCGUUUUCGGGCAUAGAGUUGGACACCGAUAGCCAACACACAGACCUCGAGUCGUUCAUCGACACCAUCAGCGAUCUCAUAGACAUUGGGACACCGGGUAGUAGUAGUAGUGAACACCCGGUAGUAAUCUAUGGCCAGGAGUUAGUGUUGUCAGUGGACCGUCCGGUGCAGGACUACCGGAACCAACUGAACGAGUUAGAGGGCUUGAAAUUGGGACAACUGUUAUCGGCAACGGCUGUGCUAAGUGCGGGCCAGAUAGCGCCCGAUGCCUUAGCGUUUGUGACCGAGGUGCAUGAUAAUUUAGGCACCCGGUGCUGGUUUUUAAAUAGUCAUGUAUCGCUAUUGUCGCAAAUAUUUCACAAUUUUAUACAAUUGAAUUGUUUGUGUGACGGCGAUAAGUGGUCCCUAAAGAAGCAUGGUUUUUUACAGCUGUUUGUUUUGCGCUGUGUGCCCAACUAUGACCCGGCUUAUCGCAGUUGGACUUUCAGCACGGACAACAACAAUGUUAUAUCAUUUAAUUUAAGUCCGGCUCAAGAAUUACCACGUUUUGUAUACGAAGCUCUCAUCAAUUUCUACCAUGUUAUACAUAACGAAUGGGAUGGCGAUCAAGUAGUGCUCGACCUGUUAUCAGCAAUUACAUUUUACAGCCCGUAUCGGAUAGGGCUAAAGCACCGAGAUACAAUUAAAUUAUAUCAACACAUGUUUAAACACUUAUUGAAACGUUAUUUACUAUUGAAAUGCCGUACGGAAUGGGAUUCCACUGCAAAAUAUAGUAAACUGAUGGCCACUCUACAGGCGCUGGAGUUUUUUGCCGACAAUCAGUGGCUAAACAUAUCGGAUAUGAAUCCGGAUUUAGUUUAUACCAGAACGACGAUCGGCCGGACGUCGGGCGCUGCGGCCAUCAAACAGAUAGCCGGACAGCGAUCGCUGCAAACGGCCGAACGGCAGGUCAAACACCGCCGACACGGCGGCCAUCGCCAGGCAAUUGAACGCAACGGCCGGCGCCAACAGCGACGCCUCGGGAGCCGUACGGUUAAGUGUUAA
This is a messenger RNA of Medioppia subpectinata, 1518 nucleotides long. The record is from the annotation of a GenBank genome assembly. NCBI's taxonomy places the organism in Eukaryota, Metazoa, Arthropoda, Arachnida, Sarcoptiformes, Oppiidae.